Messenger RNA from Anopheles coluzzii, 1426 nucleotides. It is a transcript of the gene Irk3, whose product is annotated as G protein-activated inward rectifier potassium channel 4. Bases 239 to 1426 code for a protein of 395 amino acids. Gene Ontology annotation, cellular component: plasma membrane. NCBI's taxonomy places the organism in Eukaryota, Metazoa, Arthropoda, Insecta, Diptera, Culicidae. Gene Ontology annotation, biological process: potassium ion import across plasma membrane; regulation of monoatomic ion transmembrane transport. The transcript has 2 exons. Gene Ontology annotation, molecular function: inward rectifier potassium channel activity. The record is from RefSeq and is a predicted model, not a curated record.
CCCACCCUUUCGCGCGCCAUCGUGCGUCUGUUUGCAAUUGGCUUAAUUCUUAUCCGUCCAGUCCGUCCCGCUUGCUGCGUCUUUAAUUUAACCCAUCAAGCGAACACCUCCGUUAGCGGCCACACAUUAGCGAUAUCUUAUCACAUCAUCACGGACAACAUCGGCGCUCUAUCCUCCCGGAGGAAGCUGGGAAUAUCUGGCAUAUCAGUGCGUACGAUCGCAGAAAAGCAGCAGUACAAUGGAUUCCUCCAGAGCACAAGAAGGUCUCAGAAAGAGACCGAAAAGUAGUGAUUCGGAUUCGCAAGAUCAUCUAACGCUCGACACACGUGUGGUGAACAAAAUUGGCGAACGAAAUGUGCGUAUUUACAAUCUUCCCCAACGGUCGAUUCGCUUCGUGAAAGAUCUGGUGACAACACUGGUGGAAGAGCAAUGGCGUUACGUUUUGUUCGUAUUUGUCGCCAGUUACGUCGGCAGCUGGGUGUUCUUUGCCGGCCUGUGGUACAUUCUUUCCUACGCUCACGGUGAUCUGAUUCAGGAUUCACCCACCGGGGAACGGUUGGGCGAUGGCGUUAUGCCGUGCGUGCAGGGAGCCACCAACUUCAUCGGGUUCGUGCUGUUCAGCAUGGAAACGCAAAUAUCUACCGGAUACGGCGAGAAGGUACCGACCGAGGAAUGUCCGGAAUCGUUCGGACUGCUCACCAUCCAGCUGAUCGUGGGGCUGCUAAUCGACGGUGCCAUACUCGGGGUGGUGUACGCGAAGUUGGUUCGUCCGCCGCAGAAAAUCUCCGAAAUGAAGUUCAGCCGACGGGCCGUGAUCUGUCAGCGGGAUGGGCAGCUGUGUUUCGUGUUUCGUAUCUGCGACCGGAAGUGGCAGCAUGCUAUCGAGACCAAGGUGACGGCCGUCCUGCUCGCAUCGAGACGCACCGCCGAGGGAGAGGAGAUCGAGAAGAAUGAAUCCUACCUGAAGCUGGAGAACGAUGGACGGUUGGUGUUGCUUUGGCCCGUUACCGCUUGUCAUGUGAUCGAUCGCGAUAGCCCGCUGUACGAUGUGUCCGCGGCGGACCUGCUCGAGCGCAAGCUGGAAAUUGUGAUAACGAUUACGGGCGGCACGAUGACGACGGGGCAGAUUAAUCAGGCGCGCACGUCCUACGUACCGUCGGAAAUAUGCUGGGGCCAUCGGUUCCGUGACAUUGUGGAGUAUGACGCACGAAAGCAGUCGUAUGUGGCCGUAAACGAACGCAUGCAUGAGAUAGAGCAAGUCGACACGCCACUGUGCAGUGCGCGCCAGUUAGAUAUGUUGAAGAAACGGCUACAGCGAGAUGUUAAGCAGGACCGACCGGCAAGUGCUCGCCAAGAAUCGAGUAUUAUUUUCAAAGACAAUGCGAAUUCCGAUUCGGAGGCGAAGACGGCCGAUAGUAAUGUAUAA